GUCUGAAUACUACAAUUUCUAAAAUGGAAGCAAAAGAAUUUUUCCAGAAGGCCAACGAAGAAUUUGUUAAUGAAAAUUUCGAAAAGGCAUUGGAAUUUUAUUCGAAGGCCAUUGAAUUGGACGGAACCAAUGCUGAGUAUUAUAACAAUAGAGCACAAGUUAAAAUCAACCAAGGGAAGUACGAAGAGGCGAUAACUGACACUAACACCGCGUGUGAAAUAAAUCCAAAGAGUGUCAAAGCGUACGUAAGGAAAGGCACUGCGUUAUUUCAUCUCGAAAAAUACACAGAAGCUUAUACAACAUUUAAAGCGGCAGAAAUCCUUGAUCCUGAUGACAAAGCAAUAAAAACAUGGGUAAGGAAAUGUGAAGCUGAAUUGGAUAUUCUGGGUAAAGAAACAGGUGAAGACAAGUCCAUGGAACCAAUUGUUGGCACUUCAAAGGGAGAAAUCGAAACUCCAAAACCAAAAGAAGAACCAAAGGCUCCAGCUGCUGCUCCAAGUCAGCCCCCUCCAAUGCCUGCUGGUCCCAAAACACGAUAUGAUUGGUAUCAGACCCAAACAACAGUUGUAGUCAAUGUGAUGCUGAAAAAUGUGAAAAAAGAAGAUUGCACAAUUAACAUCGAGCCAAAGGCAGUGAGUGUUACAGUUAAGUUGCCUGGGGGAAGUAAUUACAGUUUAGAACUCGAUUUGGCCCAUGAAAUCAUUCCUGAGAAAUCUGUAAGCAAAAUUAUGUCUACCAAAAUUGAGAUCAAACUUCGUAAAUCUGAGGAAAGGCAGUGGAAAAAAUUAGAGGAUGAUGGUCUCCAGGACAAAGUCAAACAGUUUAAUCCUCAAGGCUCCGAUCCAACCGUGAGCAAGUAUCCCACAUCCAGUCAUUAUACCAGAAACUGGGAUAAGUUGGUGAGUGAUAUCAAGCAAGAAGAGAAGGACGAGAAAUUGGAUGGAGAUGCAGCCUUGAAUCAGCUGUUUCAGAAGAUCUACGCUGAUGCCGGUGAAGAUACGAAGAAAGCAAUGAUGAAAUCAUUUUAUGAAUCAGGUGGAACUGUUCUAAGCACAAACUGGAAUGAAGUUGGAAAGGAGAAAGUUGAUGUGAAACCACCAGAUGGGAUGGAGUACAAAAAGUGGGAAGUGUGAUAGACAACAAAGUACUGAAGAGUGAUUAUCAUCUUUAUCUUCAUUAAGUCAUAUUGAUAAGAAUAAGAACUACAGUGUAAUUCUGUUAUAUUUAUUUCAUGACUCUUGCAGAAAUUGGCAUUGUAUAUUAUGCUUUGAUCAAAUCUGAAUAACAUGUAGAGAUGCUGAGCAGUUAGAUAUCCAAUAAAUUUAACUGGAAGCUUAA
This is a messenger RNA of Magallana angulata, 1338 nucleotides long. Its product is annotated as protein SGT1 homolog. Gene Ontology annotation, biological process: protein stabilization. Bases 24 to 1133 code for a protein of 369 amino acids. Lineage: Eukaryota; Metazoa; Mollusca; Bivalvia; Ostreida; Ostreidae. Gene Ontology annotation, molecular function: protein-folding chaperone binding. The record is from RefSeq and is a predicted model, not a curated record. The transcript has a single exon.